Messenger RNA from Dendronephthya gigantea, 1737 nucleotides. RefSeq names its product cathepsin O-like. The record is from RefSeq and is a predicted model, not a curated record. Gene Ontology annotation, cellular component: lysosome. The transcript has 12 exons. Gene Ontology annotation, molecular function: cysteine-type endopeptidase activity. The coding region runs from base 570 to 1628 and encodes 352 amino acids. Lineage: Eukaryota; Metazoa; Cnidaria; Anthozoa; Malacalcyonacea; Nephtheidae.
CUGGGGCAGCUAUAUAUGACAAUCAACCAGAAUGCUGCAAACACAGCUGCAACUAAAGAUAUGCUUGUCAGGUUUCAUGAGUACAGAGUUCCGUGACACAGACACAGACCGUAUGCACGUAUCUUUCUGUAGGAAAAAUCAAUUUGAAUUAAUUGUUUUCCUGUCUUCAUUAUGCUGAGAGCAUAUACCACAUCUAAACUUAGCCGUUCUCUCCUUUCCAGGAGUUCCAGGCUGUGCGAUUUCCGUCUUUUAAUAGAUGUGAUUGAGUGGAAAAGUUACGGAUGUGGAAAUAGAGUUCAUCAGUGAUAAACACAGGACAUUCAUAACUACUCGAUUGCAUCUGCCAAAAGAAGUAAAUCGCAGAAAAAAUGCAACUGAGAUCCGGCUUUAGGUUGUAUUUCUGAGAGAGAAGUCUUCUAUGACGUACUAUUUAGUGCAAUAUUCAGUGCGUGUACCUGGUACUAGUUUUGUAGUCUGGUGUCUUUGGUCUGGUAGUGGUGACAGUUCAACUGGUAUUGUUCACUCAGUGGUAUUGUUCCACUGCAAAAUGCAUUGAGACUGAGUUAAAGAUGUCGAAUAACAUCUGUUUGUUUUUCUGUUUUACAACAUUCUUUAUAUUUCAAAUCGGUCUUCAUGUCACUGGAAUCACGAUCGACCAGGAUGACUUGACUUUCCGAUUUAAAGAUUUUGUCACUCGAUACAAUCGAUCAUACAUCAAUAAUCCAGCUGAAUAUCGAUAUAGAAUGUCUGUAUUUGAGGCCAGUCUUAAAAGACAGGAGAUGCUAAACAAGAGAGAAAAAGAGUUAAAAGGGAAAGCUGUGUAUGGGAUUAAUAAAUUUUCUGACUGGACAGAAGAAGAAUUUGUAGGCCAUCUUUCAAAGUUCAAUAACGGCUCAUUAUUAUUGGAUUCUGAUCUACCAUGUUGCUAUGUAGUUGAACAUGAACCAUCACUUUUAUCUUGGGAUUGGAGAAAGCAUAGCAAGGUUACCUCAGUAAAAAACCAGGGGAAUUGUGGAAGUUGCUGGGCAUUUGCGGCAACAGGUGUUGUUGAAACUCAGUGGGCAAUCGAAAAGAAUCUCGCUUCUCCAUUACAAUUAAGUGUUCAAGAGUUUGUGUCUUGUUCUGGUAAUGCUGGUUGUCUAGGAGGUUCAACAGAAAAGACUUUAGAGUGGCUUAUGAUUAGUAGAUACAACAGUACUGGGGAUAAACCUGAGAAAUACUACUUACUUCCUGCUUCAGAAUAUCCCUAUGAAGAAGAAGAAAGUCCUUGCAGUUAUGGUCAUAUUGAACCAAAGACUGGGGCUCAGAUCAAAUGUGCAUGCUAUAGAGAUUUUAAGGGAAAAGAACAUUUUCUCGCAAACUACGUUCGUACGAAUGGCUCUGUUGCUGUGGGCGUUAACGCAGUCUUGUGGCAUGACUAUAUUGGUGGAAUAAUCCAGCAUCAUUGUACAGAUCACGUUAUAGAUCAUGCUGUUAUAGUUGAAGGUUUUGAUAUGUCAGGUGGAACUCCAUACUGGAUAGUUCGUAACUCGUGGGGAACAGACUUCGGGAUUGAUGGAUAUUUAUACAUAAAAAUGUUUGAAAAUAUUUGUGGAAUCGCUGAAUUUGUUUCCUUUGUGAGAAUAUAACUGUGUAUCCUUCGUGGCCUGAUCAAUAUGAAUAAUUAGGCUCCAGAAAUCUAAAGAUAUCUGAACAAUAAAUGUGUAGGAAAUUGGUCAACCAACAUGACUAGCCUCG